AGGUUAGAAUUAGACCAGAAGGAAUGUACACUAGAUCUAAGUCCACAGAGGGACCGCUCCAGUCCUCCAACAACCCCACUCCUAAGAUAGCCCGUAUAGGGAACCUGCUCAGAAGGUCCACCUCAAUAUUCGAGCGCUCUCCUUCUUCUCCACAGCUCCCCACUCCUCUGAUGAGGAGACUAAAGAGGAACAGAGAGCACUCAGAACUGCUUUCUACAACACUGCCGCUCUCGUCUUUAUCGGGGUCCUCUUCUAUACUUGUACUCAGGUGUUUUACAUGUUAGAGUUCUGUAUAAGACCGCUCCUCUGGGCUCUACUAUUUGGAGCUGUGUUAUAUCCCGUCAAGGAACUGGGGAAACAUCUCAUUAUUACUGGCAUCGACACGCUCACUGAGAGUGGCGUGCCACUAGUGCUGGGUAUAGUAGUGUUACCGUUCUACGCUCUCCAACAGUUCCUACUAUGGGUAGGAGCCGUUACCCUGACAACCUACAAGGAGAUGAUAACGUCCCUCCUUAUUAUCCUUGCUAUUCUCCUCACUGACAUGAUAGACUUUAUAGACAUGUUUACCGACCUAGUAGAGUACAUCUCCCUAACAGCAGGGUACGGACUGGAGACGCUGGAACAGUACAACUAUGUAGUGUGGACUCUAGCAGCUGUUUACCUGGUGCUGGUCUGUGUGUGGUGGGGUCCUAGAUCUGGGGGAUAUUAUCCACUUGUGGAGUGGGUUGCCAUGCCGAUCUGGGCUCUGAUCAUUGCUACCAUGAUAUCGUAUCUGGGACAGUGGCGGGAUCUUAUUGCUAUUUGUGUGUUUUCAGUGUUGGGGUGUGGGACUUAUGCUGCUCUUAUCAGUUACAGAGGGAAUGGUUCAGUACCAGAGGCAAAGGGUUCUAGUGCCAGUACCACUACCGGUACAAGUACCAACACUGGUUCUAGUUGGAAGAUAAAGCAAGUUCGGAUAGAGGAGGAAGGGGAGGAGGUGUUUACCCCAGUUAUAAAGAAGAAAAUGGAUCUGAUUAAGGAGGUGCCUCACUCCAGCAGCACUCCAAACAAUACCCCCGCCCCAUCAGGCUUCAUGACCCCCGCCCCAUCACGCUUUUCAACCCCCGCCCCUAACAAAACCAGGUACCAGACCCCCGCCACUUCCAGACGACCUAUAAAGCAAGCCUCACUGAAGUUCCUGGAGAAUAAUAACAGAAUCAACACUGACAAGUACUUCAUUCUACUCGCUUGGACUGUCCUCUUCACUCUGAUCAGCCGAGAUGUCUUCUUUGUCCUCAGGUUGUCCUGUCUCUUCUGCAUCUUCCUGGCUGCUUGCCAACUCUACAAAUUCCUCGGACUUACUCAGAGACUACAAGAGGGGGUCAGUAAGAUAGGAGGUCUGAUGACCCAGAGUGGUAGCAGGUUCAGUGUGCUCUGUCCUCAGUCUCUGAGAGGUCUUGCUAUUCUCAUGAUGAAGGGGCAGACCGUGGUGCUCGGGGUCCUCAGACGCAGUACUAACCAGGUGGUUUCAGGAUCUAUUGUAGUCCUCAUGAUACUAGCAAUAAUCCUAGUAUCAUGUUUUAUUCUGUACACAGUGCACUCGGAGGUGUUGUAUCUGCUACAAGCAACCUCCUUCUUCAUCAACUCGCACACCUCCUACCACCUCAAGUCUCUAGACAACUCACUCGGGGACAUUAGUGUAGGACUCAGCUCUGCUCACUCUGUCGGCAGAGGGUGGAUAAAAGGUAAGAUAGCAACACUUCCAGAGGGACCUAAAACUACGGAUUUGGAGAAUACUCUGCUCAGUCUAUAUGACAACAUGUAUCAGCAAUGGGUUCAGAGGAAUGUGAGCAGUACUAGAAGUAACGUUACCAUGAACCACCUGAUCACCACAGUCAAAGGGAACAUGAACUCUCUAGACUUACUCUCUCUAAAGUCCCUGAAGUCUAACCUCGCUCACCUUCUCUCUGGUGGGUGCGUGGAGACACCAGGACCGGGUAUUGCUAUCUCUAACUACGUGCUCUGCUCCAAGGGGAUGAUAGUGGACGUGCUCAACUCUCUGUGGACUGUCUUCUCCUCCAACAUGGCCCUCCUCUUCAAACUUGUGUUUAACCUGGCUAGUGGGUUAGUGGAGGGAGGCGCUGCCUUCCUCAACUUCCUGGUUCAACUUGUGGUCUUCAUCACAGCACUCUACUACCUCCUCAUCUACUCAGAUGUGUACUACGCUCCUGUUGAGAUAAUGGCAUCUCUUCUCCCCACUACCGCGGAGAGGGCCGAGUACACCAGCGCUUUAUUCGACGCCACCAGGGGUAUAUUCGGGGCUAGUUUCAAACUGUCAGUGUUCUACACCUGCUACGUGUGGUCCUCCCACACACUGUUUGGUCUGGAGAUGGUGUUUGUACCGGCCCUCCUAGCAGGUCUCCUCUCUCUGGUUCCAGUGGUGGGUGUCUACUGGUCCUCCGUUCCCGGGUUCCUGGUCCUGUGGCUGGUAGAGGACAGGUUCCUCCGGGCUCUAGUCUUUAUACUGCUACAGAUGCUGCCUACUUACUUUAUAGACAUGGCUGUGUACAGUGAGAUUGAGGGAGGUUGGCACCCCUACAUAACAGGACUGGCAGUGGCUGGGGGUAUGUACUACUUCGGGUUAGAGGGCGCUAUUAUCGGGCCUCUUGUCAUUUGUAUUCUUAAGUUUAUCAUUAACUUGUAUGAGUCCGUGUUUGACGAUAUGUCUCAGAAAAGUACUCCUGAUGAUAGAGAUCAGCUGAUUGAGUAAACGAGGGUGGGGGUCUUGUUUUUCUUUUAAUUUACUUCUAUGAAACAAUUUACUGAACAGCUUUAAAUAAAUUAAAAUACCGAACAAAUUUGUUGAUUAUCGCCAAAAUUUUUAUUUCGAUUUCUUUCUGCAUGAUACGUUUAUUCGAUGACCAACGUACGACUUUUUAUUACUUUUACUUUAUGGUUGGUUAAGGGAUUUUGGAUAAUUUUAACUUCAUUGUCAAUUUUAGUAGUUUAGUGUGUCUUUGUUUAUUUUGUCAUAACUUUGUUAUAUUCAUAUUUGUUUUGUUAUAAAUUUCGUAA
Messenger RNA from Bolinopsis microptera, 3054 nucleotides. RefSeq names its product transmembrane protein 245-like. The coding region runs from base 278 to 2749 and encodes 823 amino acids. The transcript has 8 exons. Lineage: Eukaryota; Metazoa; Ctenophora; Tentaculata; Lobata; Bolinopsidae. The record is from RefSeq and is a predicted model, not a curated record.